AUGCUCAAAUCAACCUACAAACCAUCCGCCGCGGUAGAAGCGGCAGCCCAACCCCUUCCCCCGGGGUGGACCGAACACAAGGCCCCGACCGGGCACACCUACUACCACAAUGCCGCUACCGGCGAGUCGACCUACAAGCGGCCCGCUGCCGCCGGCGUCUUCCCUCUUCCGCACCAACCAGCCCCGCAGAUGCGUCUAUCUGACCCGGCCGUCGCCAACGCGUUCAUGGCCCAGAUGCAGCCGCGCCCGGCCCACGACGCCGACUCGCGAGGAGGAAGGGGAGGUUUCCGGGGGAGGGGCGGGCGCGGUGGUGGCGCUGGCGGCGAAAGGAGACCGCCGCCCCAGCCAAACGACAAGCCGAAGAGUAAGGUGGCGAUUCCGGGCUGCGAGCCAUGGAUACUAGUAUACACCAAGUAUGGACGGCGGUUCGCGUACAACCCGGACAAGAACGCCAGCUACUGGAGGAUACCGGACAGGCUGAAGGCUGGGAUUCUGGAACUGGACACGGCGCGGAUCAGGGAGAAGGUGGAAGGUGCUACUGGUGCUACUGGCACAGCGGCAGGCUCUACCGAAAAGAAGCCUGCCGGUGGGGAGCCAGGGGAUGCGCCCGGUAAAGAUGCGCCUCCAGGAGAUGACGGCGAUGAAAGUGAUGAAUACGAGGAGCUAGAGGUCACAGACGAUGAGGAUGGCGACGACUUUGCCGAUUCAGAUCAACCAUGGAAACGUCAAAGGACAGAGGAACCUUUGGAGUUUGGUGAAGACGACAUUGCUUUCCAGCUUCAGGCCAUGGGGCAGGAAUACGGGCUGGAGCCAGGCGAUUACGAUGAUGGAAACAUGGAGGACUGGCCCGAGGGUGCCGAGGGCGCAGAGCUUUCGGAAGAGGACGCGCGCGGGCUUUUCAAGGACAUGCUCAACGACUUCAACAUCAACCCUUAUAGCUCCUGGGAUAAGCUAAUCGAGGAGGGAAAGGUCUUCGAUGACCCCAGGUAUACGGUGCUUACGACCAUGAAGGAUAGAAAAGACACUUGGGAAGAGUGGUCCCGAGAUCGCAUAAAGCUGCUAAAGGAGCAACGAGCCAAGGAGGAGAAGAAGGACCCGAGGAUACCUUACUUGGCAUUCCUGCAUGAAAAGGCCAACCCGAAACUGUACUGGCCAGAGUUCAAGCGUAAAUACAAAAAAGAGGCCCCCAUGCGGGACGCGGGCAUCAGCGACAAGGACCGCGAAAAGUGGUACAGGGAACACAUCAACCGGCUCAAGAUGCCGCAAGCCACGCUCAAGGCCGACCUGACGGCGCUCUUGCGAGCACAACCGCUCUCGACGCUCAACCGCCAGACCAACCCUUCGCACCUCCCGACGUCGGUCCUGACCGAUAUUCGCUUCAUAUCCCUCGACGCCAAGACCAGAGACGAGCUCGUCGAGGGCUACAUCCAGACCCUGCCGCCGCCGCCCGAGUAUGGCGAGCAGAACGGCGGCGCCGAGGACGAGGCGGCCACCAAGGCCAAGGAGGCACGACUGAAGCGCGAAAAGGCGAUGCACGAUCGCGAGCGGGCCCGCGAGGUGGAAAAGAGGCGGAAGGAGCGCGACCUGGCGCGCGGCAAGGCCGCGUUGAGGGAGCAGGAAAGGGAGUUGGAGAGGGCUAUGAAUGUGGACCGCAGGGGUCUGCAGAGCCACCUGAUGGAGGUGGAUGAGCCUGCCAAGUGA
Molecule: messenger RNA, 1701 nt
Organism: Pyricularia pennisetigena
Lineage: Eukaryota; Fungi; Ascomycota; Sordariomycetes; Magnaporthales; Pyriculariaceae
Exons: 1
Coding region: 1-1701 (566 amino acids)
Cellular component (GO): nucleus
Molecular function (GO): transcription coregulator activity; RNA polymerase binding
Source: RefSeq, a predicted model, not a curated record